AUGGAAAAGUUGGUCAACCUAUGCUAUCUUGAUAUCACUGGUGCAGAUAAAUUAGAAAGCAUGGCAAGCAAUGUUAGCAUGCUAACUAAUCUUCAAAAACUUUCCAUUUUUGUUUUGGGUAAAGAGAAGGGACAUAAAAUAAGGGAGCUAAUGAAUUUGUCAAAUCUCAGGGGUGAACUUUGUAUUUCAGGAUUACAGAAUAUAGCUGAGCCUCGAGAUGCAUGGAUAGCUAGAUUAUCUGAUAAGUCUAGAAUUGGGAAUUUAAAAUUGCAAUGGAGCAAAGACUUUGUGAAUAGAAGAGAAGAAGUCGAGAAAAAGGUGUUGGAUGGACUUCAACCUUUUAAGAAGCUCAUGGAGCUCAACAUUAAGUUCUAUUAUGGUGAAAUGUUGGCAAAUUGGGUGGGAGAUUCAUCCUUCAAUUGUUUACAAUCUUUAUGCCUUGAUGGUUGUAUAAAUUUAUUGUCAUUGCCAUCAAUUGGGAAAUUGCCAUUGUUGAAAAAGGUACGUAUUAAAGGAUUGCGCAGUGUAAGGACUGUGGGAGUUGAGUUCUUUGGAGAGAAAACGACCAACACAUUUUCUUCAUUGGAGAUUUUAGAGUUUGAGGGCAUGCUUAAUUGGGAGAAGUGGAUCUUGUGUGAAGUUAAUGAGGAAGCUAGGAAAUUCCCUAAACUUCGUGAACUCUUUAUUGAAAAUUGUCCCUUAUUGUUAGGGAGUAUGCCGGAAUACCUUCCUUCUUUGAAGAAACUUGCAAUUCGUAGGUGCGGGAAGUUGAUAAUUUCUGUUCAAAACUUUCCAUUGCUUUCAGAAUUAGAAAUUCACGGUUGCCACGAGGUAAUUUAUAAAGGUUUUGCAGAUUAUAGCUCUAUAAAAAGGAUCUCGUUUGGAAGGAUUUCCAAGUUUAGUUGUGCAGCAGAAUGCUUGAGGUUAAGAUCAAUAAAAGUGGAAUUGUUUGAGAUUGUUGAUUGUGAGGAGUUGUGCCCUUCUCAAGAGAACAAUUGGGGAUUGCUAACUCAGUCCAUUUCCCUCAAAAAUUUGAGAAUUUCCAAUUGUCCGCAACUUGUAUCCAUAGGAACAGAAGAGGAAAGAGAAGAAUUGAUGCAAUUGAAGAUCCCUUCUAGCAUUGAGUUGCAAAUUUACAGUUGUAAAUCUCUAAAGAGAAUAAAUAGAAGUGAGUUGCCCUCCACACUGAAAACACUUAGAAUAAAAAAGUGUCCAAAGCUAGAGUCCAUAUCCCAAGAAAUUCAAGAUAACUCUUCUCUUGAAUCUAUUGAAAUCUAUGGAUGUGAUAUGCUUAAGGGUUUACCUCAAGGAUUGAACAAGCUCAAGCAUUGCAAGCGCAUAUGGAUAAAUAAUUGUUCAAAUUUGAUUUCCUUAGGAGAGAGUGGUUUGCCCACCACAAACCUUGAAGUGCUCCGCCUUUACUCUUGUAGACGUCUCCAAGCUUUGCCUGGGAAUAUGCACAGUCUCAACGCUCUAAAAAAAUUAGAAAUAAGGGAUUGUCCAAAUGUGACAUUCAUUCUGGAAGAGGGGAUUCCUACCCAUCUCACUUCGCUUAGAAUUGGUGGACCCAAUAUCUGGAAGGCAAUACUUGAGAGGGAUUUGCAUACACUCACUUGUCUUAAAUCUCUCUCCAUAUCAAAUGGGUGUCCGGAUGCUGUGUCAUUUCCUCAAGAUGAGAUAGGAGUCACACUGCCCUCCUCUCUCACCCAUCUCUGCAUCUCGGAUUUCCCAAAACUGGAGAGCCUAUCCUCCAAUGGCUUUCGCAACCUCAGUUCUCUCCAGUACUUGACUAUCGAAAAUUGCCCAAACCUCAAGACUCUUCCGGGAAACAACAUGCUUUCUUCGCUUUUGGAGCUAAAUAUCGUGGGGUGUCCAAUGAUGGAAGAACGGUGCAAAAGGGAUAAAGGACCUGAGUGGUCCAAAAUUACCCACAUACCUUAUGUUGCUAUUAGGGCUCAGACACAAGUUCUUCAGAGAAACAAUAAUUGA
Gossypium arboreum is the source of this 1989-nucleotide messenger RNA. Its product is annotated as putative disease resistance protein At3g14460. The transcript has 2 exons. The record is from RefSeq and is a predicted model, not a curated record. Bases 1 to 1989 code for a protein of 662 amino acids. Lineage: Eukaryota; Viridiplantae; Streptophyta; Magnoliopsida; Malvales; Malvaceae.